AUGAAAGGUAUCUCAAAGAUCAUUUCAGCUUCGAUCAUCAUAAUGAGGUUGGGCUCAUCAAGGGCUGAUCCUUGUGCUAGCAAUCAGUUUGUUCAAAUGCCUGUGGCAGUGCCAUCUCAGGUUUUGACACCUGGAAGGCCAGCAGAUGGGAUAUACAAUUGCGGGAUGGGCAGCACACCUCAAGUAUUCUACCCAACCGCGAAUGGAUUGCCCACUGCUCCGGGAGCAUUGCAGCCUGGCACUACAACGCCCACUACAUGUGAGGUUUCUGUUGUGAAGAAUUGCGAGGGCAACGAAGAAAAGCCAAAGGAGCCAGAAACAGUGAUAGUGACUCCACCUCCAGAGACCAAAAUUCCGGAGAUAAUCACUGUGCAGACAAUAACCACUCAGGUUCCGCAGAUGCAGACACCUGUAGUUGUGCAGCCUCCGGUUAAUCAGCAGCCGAAUGCGCCUGUUGUUGCAUCACCUGUUCCGAUUCAACAAAUUCCAACGAAUGGAGUGCCAGGAGUUGUUGGUGUUCCUAUAGUUGGGCCAAAUGGACAGCCAGGAGUUGUUGGUGUUCCUGCAAUAGUACCUGAUUGCAAUUCUCUGACGGCUCCGGGUAUGCCAGUAAAUACGCUUCCAGGAGUAUCAGCAUGUGGCAAUAUGUCGACAAUUACAGGCAUGCCAUCCUUUCCGGGUAUGCCAGUAAAUACGCUUCCCGGAGUAUCAGGAUAUGGUAGUAUGCCAUCCGUCCCGGGUAUGCCAGUAAGUACGCUUCCCGGAGUAUCAGCAUGUGGUAAUAUGUCGACAAUUACAGGCAUGCCAAUGGUUCCAGAAGGAAGCAUACCAGCAGUAAACAUGCAGGGAUUCAGUGGAGUGCCGACUGUGAAUAUUUCUGGCGCAGCAGGAUGUUUUAACAUGUCUACAACAACUUUACCAAAUCCUGCAAUUGGUAGUUCGUAUGACUCAGAUCUUCACAUGCUUGGAGGGCCUUGUGAUCUUGGCGAGGUUGGUAAAUCAGGAGAUGUUGCAAGUCUAGGGAAUGCCGGAUGCACUGUUGAAGUAAAUCCAAGCCAAUACACUCCUGCAUCGCCUCCUCCAGUUGAGAUAGGGCCAUGUGCGCCUGAGACUGCAAGAGUCACAUACGGUGGAUUGCGACUUCCUGCCUCAACUUCAUUUGUGAACCAAAUCAAGAACUGUUCUACAUCCGAGAAUGCAUGCGGUGAUGUGUCACAAUGUGGUGAGGCAUCAAGCUGUCAAUCUAGCUGCCAACAGACAAGCUGCUCAAGCUGA
Messenger RNA from Ordospora pajunii, 1275 nucleotides. RefSeq lists its product as uncharacterized. The coding region runs from base 1 to 1275 and encodes 424 amino acids. The record is from RefSeq and is a predicted model, not a curated record. The transcript has a single exon. Lineage: Eukaryota; Fungi; Microsporidia; Ordosporidae.